Molecule: messenger RNA, 1252 nt
Organism: Plutella xylostella (diamondback moth)
Lineage: Eukaryota; Metazoa; Arthropoda; Insecta; Lepidoptera; Plutellidae
Product: putative 3-hydroxyacyl-CoA dehydrogenase B0272.3
Biological process (GO): fatty acid beta-oxidation
Cellular component (GO): mitochondrion
Molecular function (GO): (3S)-3-hydroxyacyl-CoA dehydrogenase (NAD+) activity; NAD+ binding
Source: RefSeq, a predicted model, not a curated record
ACCUUCGUACACCGGUCAAUAAACCUGCCAACUUGCGCUUUCCGUUCCAAAGUUUAUUCAUAAUUCAUAAACAUAUUCAUUCCCACCGCGUGCGUGCAUUUGCCGGUUUAAUGUAGUUUACAACUUAUCAGAAAAACUCCUCACCGCGUAUCGCCAUCGCCACUACAACUUGUUAGCAACUUUCUCCGCCUAGAAAACAGUCAGUGCCGUCGCGAUGAUCAAACUAAUAGGACUCGUGCGGAACUUUUCCAGUUCUCCCUCGCUCAAUGUGAUCCAGAAUGUCACUGUAGUCGGAGGAGGGCUUAUGGGGUCCGGGAUUGCUCAGGUAGCAGCCCAGGCCGGCCAGAAUGUGACAAUAAUUGAUGUGAAGCCAGAGUUGCUGGAAAAGGCACAGAAGUCCAUUAAAAGCAACCUGGUCAGAGUGGCCAAGAAGACCUUCAAGGAUGAUGCAGCCAAGGCUGAGCAGUUUGUUAGAGACUCCUUUGACAGGAUCAAGGUGUCCACUAAGAUUGAGGAUGGGGCUGAUGUUGACCUGAUAGUUGAGGCCAUUGUGGAGAAACUGGAUGCUAAACAGGAACUGUUCAAGAAGUUAGAUGAUCUCUCACCUGAACACACAAUAUUUGCCUCAAACACAUCAUCCAUAUCAAUCAAUGAAAUAUGCUCCGGAAUCAAAAGGAAGGACAGAUUCGGCGGGCUCCACUUCUUCAACCCGGUGCCAGUCAUGCGUCUGCUGGAGGUGAUCAAGGGCGACGACAUCUCCGAGGCCACAUACCAGGCCAUGAUGGCCUGGGGCAAGGCUGUGGGCAAGACCUGCAUCACAUGCAAGGACACGCCUGGGUUCGUGGUGAACCGCCUGCUUGGCCCGUACAGCGCUGAGGCAUUGAGGAUGUAUGAAAGAGGUGACGCGACAAAAGAAGACAUAGACAUCGGCAUGAAGCUCGGCGCCGGCUACCCCAUGGGCCCCUUCGAGUUGGCGGACUACACGGGGCUCGACACCAACAAGUUCGCCCUCCAAGUGAUGUAUGAGAAGACUGGCAACCCCGUGUUCAAGCCAAUACCGCUCAUGGACAAAAUGGUGGAAGAGGGGAAGCUUGGGAUUAAAACUGGGGAAGGGUUUUACAAGUAUAACAAGAAUAAGUUGUAAGUUAAAAGGUGUUUGGAUGAUUGGUGCUAUUGUUUUGUAAGUAAGAAUACUUAUUUGUUGUAAUCGCAUUUAUAUUUUUGAUAUUAUAUUAUACCUACAUUUAUUUAC